Molecule: messenger RNA, 1504 nt
Organism: Gasterosteus aculeatus aculeatus (three-spined stickleback)
Lineage: Eukaryota; Metazoa; Chordata; Actinopteri; Perciformes; Gasterosteidae
Gene: guk1b
Product: guanylate kinase 1b
Biological process (GO): purine nucleotide metabolic process
Cellular component (GO): cytosol
Molecular function (GO): GMP kinase activity
Source: RefSeq, a predicted model, not a curated record
GACUAACGCACACACACACACGCUCAUUGUAGUUCAUCAGGGAGCCGGGGUGAAGACACAUCUGCUGUUGAACCUUUGUAUGACAGAGUGAAAGGAAAAGAAACGGCCGCUAAACCCUUUCUGCGAGAUUUACACUGGCUCAACGCAUUUAAUCUGGUCUUGGCAUAACAGCUGAGCCUCCCGCGUCCCCGUCUUCACCCCAUCUGUCCCUCCGUCUGAGAGCAAUGCCGGGACCGAGGCCCGUGGUGCUGAGCGGCCCCUCCGGAGCAGGGAAGAGUACUCUGAUGAAGAGGCUGAUGAGGGAUCACGAGGGCAUCUUCGGCUUCAGCGUUUCUCACACAACAAGAAAUCCUCGACCAGGAGAAGAAGAUGGCAAAGGGCUGAACAAGCUCCCAAUGCUUCUGGGGGCUAUUUUACUGCCAAUAGCGCCCUUCUCCGUUGAAGUCUUAGAAAAACCAACCUCUAUUUCGUGUCCAAACGAAUCAGAAGACUACCACUUCUCAACGAGAGAGGUCAUGCAGGAGGGAAUUGACAACGGAGACUUCAUUGAAAACGCGGUGUUUUCAGGAAACAUGUAUGGAACGAGUAAAGCUGCCAUAGAAGAUGUGCUGGCCAUGAACAAAAUCUGCAUCUUAGAUGUGGACAUCCAGGGGGUGAAGAGGAUUAAAGAGACUGACCUGAACCCCAUCUACAUCUCCAUCCAGCCUCCAUCGAUGGAGAUCCUGGAAACCCGUCUGAGAGACAGACAGACGGAAACGGAGGAGAGCUUGCAGAAACGCCUCGAGGCGGCACGCAUCGACAUGGAGCUCAGUAACGAGCCGGGGGUGUUCGAUGCUGUCAUCAUCAAUGAUGACUUAGAGAGGGCUUACGAGGAGCUGAAAGAUAUGCUCAAUGAUGAAAUCCAGAAAAUUCAGGAAAAAUCAUAAGGAGGAAGCUGAACCCAGUCUUUCAUCUGCUGGACAGAAGGACCAAAACACGUUAUUCUGGCCUGAAUGACUCCGUCUUCACUGAGUGAAACACACUUUCAUCUUGGAAUACAUUUGUUUUUGCUUUCACCCUUUAUGUCAUAUGGUGGGAGGGUGCUCAGUACAGUUUCAAGCUCACUGAUCCUUAGAUUAUGUUAGAUUUAGUCCAAAAAAGUGGUGAUAUUUAGAAGUGGUUGCCAGCUGGUUCAGUUGCCAUAGAAAUGGAAACUGCCAAAUUCAGUGCUACAUUUGGUCUUCAUAAGCCAAAGUUUGAAACUGGCCACGUCAGUACAACCAGUCAGAACCUCGCCGCUAAACAGUUGUCUUGUAAUCCCGAUGCAGUAGAAAUAGAUUGUAUGAGUAUCUGUAUGAGUAUAACUAAUACAACAGUGUUUAGAUAAUUAAGCGCAUUCUGCAUAUCAUUAAAAUUUUAUGAAGGAGGAGGGUGCAGAAGAUACAGUUGUGGCUUAUAUUAUAUUAAGAUGUGCUUUUGUGUGUUUGUGUGCAAAUGAGACGGAAUAAAGAACGUGAGGACAGAA